GGUGAGAUGCGGAUGUGGUUGUUUGGGCCAAGUUCGCUUCUCUGGCUGCUGGCGCUGCAGCUGAUAAUUAGCGCGCCUGCGCGUGCGGGCCUCACCAUCACACGCCAUCUCAAGGGCGAUCUCUUCUCGCCUCCAGAAUGCGGAGAGGCAACUUGCGCAAGUGUGAGUGCCGGAACGGCGGGCGCCGGCCUAGGCCUGAGUGACGGGUGGGGCGACUCGACCAAUGCAAGAUGCACGUGUCAGUGUCGCGACGCUCUGCCCGUGUUUCGCGACGAUCUGCGUGUCUGCGUCGAUGACAUACAAGAAUGUAAUCUGGCACCUUUCCAGAGUGGUACAUCUACGCAGAAGAUACCAUUCGUGUUCCUGCCUAUGAAAGGUCAAAUUGUGUACCCCAGUGCAGAAAUUUCAUUCUCAGGAGUCAAGUCGCCGAUUUGCGUUGUUUCUGGAGCGAAGUUCUUGACGAGAGCAGGAUGGGCCGAUCUACGCAACAGGUCCGACACAGAGCCACCCUUCCGCAUGUUCCGCGACGAGGGCCGCACUUUCCUUCAGUGGCUUGGAACUCAAGAGUUGAGACUGAGUAUGGAGGGGAGACUACUGUUGGUCUCACUGAUGUGCAAGGAUAUGGGCGACACUACGGCUCACAGCUCCAUAUUCACACCAUGUGUUGCAUUCAGAGUGGCUGGCACUCCGAGUGUACGCGAAGUAUCGUUCUCAGCGGACGCCCAUGCGACAGAAAGCGGCACGGGCAGCGGCGGCGGUCUAUCGGCCAGCGAGUUCGUGGCGAUAGCGGUCUGUUCCGUCCUGCUGGCUCUCAUGUACAUAGCAUCCGUCCUGCUCUACCUGCACACGAAGCGACGCCACCUGAAAGAGCGUCGCGACGCCGACGGGGUUGGUGGGGCGGCAGACGCCUCCAGUCAGCUGGUGGAGGAGGGUGUGGUCAAGAGUAAUCCUCUACUGCGGCACUGCCAUGAUAACACUGGCUACAUGAGCGACUCGCACAGCUGUUGCACAGAGACUGAGGAUGGUUCUGAGGAGAUGGGGCCCGUGUCAGAUGAUAACAGCGUCGGCUGCACCAGCAUCCAACAGAUCCACACAGCAGCGCAAAUUCAUCCUCACGCGACCGAGAUCUACGCGUCGGACUGCAGUGCGAUGCAACUGCAGGACUCCAGUGCUAUUGAGAGGUUACCCGAGGAGAACGUCUCAAUAGUUGAGACUCUGGAGAUGAGGGAGGACAGGCCGGAAACAGUCCGUGCUAUAACAACGGCUUCAACGAGGAGAAAGCUGUACUUCAACCCCGCUUACUUUGAGCCAGAGAUGCUAUUAGCACCUCCCCCUGCGGCGCUGGAAUUCCUCUCGAAAAUUCGAGAAGUAAUUGCAAUAGCCAAGCACAAAAUGGCGGCCAAGAGAUUCUUCCCCAGCCUACUGGGAAUACCCGAGGAGAUGGACCAUCAUCAGAUAGCACAGGGCCGUCACAGUCAUCACGGCUCGGUUCGUAGCAGCGUUAAGACCAGCCGUCAUGAGCGCAGCGGCCGGUUCACGCCGAUCCAGUCGCUGAGAACCACGCCCACUUGCGAGGGCUGUCCUGGCUGUGGGUUCGAGUCUUCCUUCGCCGAAAAGGAGUGCAACGACUGCUGUAGAACGGCUAACGAGAGCAAGCAACGCAGCAUACGGAAGUGGCUAGAAGAUGUUCCAUUGGCUGCCAAACCAACCAAAUGCGAGGAAGAAAAGGAGAAAAUCAAGGUACCGCCCAGGAGAAACUAUGUAAACAAAGGUAAAGCACCAGCAGUGCCACUCACUGAGAAGGUAAAACCUGAGCCGAUUGACAAGAGUGAAAUCAUUCACUUGAACAAGAUUGAACCAGAAAUCAAGAAAUCUGAUGUAGUUUUGUCGUCAUUCAUCAGUCCCCCUAUCCAGAACAACAAGAUGGAAGAGAUAGAGAAACGAGAGAACGAGCGCAAUCUUCUGAUUAAAACGAUUCCAGAACCAAGCUUUGUUAUCACACCUGCCAUUCAGAACGGAAUCAGAAACUCAAUCAACAAAUCAAAAGAGAAUGCUAGAUCUGAAAACCGACAGAAAACUUCACAGAAAGUGAUAAAUAGUGAUGCUCACUCCGAGAAGUCGAUUAGUCCCAAAGCGGCACAAAAAAUCAAACAUCCAUCACAGCCUCCCCCACCUCCUCCUCCUCCCCCUCCUUCGAUCUGUAGCAGUGUGGACACCGACAAGAACUCGCAACUUGGAAAGACUGAUUCGCCAGAGCCCAAAGUGCCCAAAGUGGCAAGGAAACUCAUGGAUGCUGUCAUCAAAGAAUUCGAAGUCAACAGAACAACCACCAACCCUAAACCUAGUCCACCAAAACGAAUCGACUCAUUAACGAACAAUCAUGACGAUGAGCAUUUGGGCACUGAGCCAGAGUAUGAAACAGAUAGUUUAGAACGCACUCUACAAGAAAUCAAAAAUCAAAACAACGGACUGUCAACACCGUCCGACUAUGGAGGAGUGGUGCCUAGGCUCAAUCCAAACCCCAAUGUGACUCUUCCAUUGGACGAGGAGCUCACUAUACAGAAUACUAUCUUCAAUAAGAAGACAGGAAACACAACAAUGUCAAAGAUGAAAGCAAAACAAGAUGAGUACGAUGAUCAUGAGUAUGAAGUGAUAUUACUGAAUCCAGAAAAAGAAAAUGAGAAUUCAAAACUAAUUCUACCGGACAUUUUAUCACGUGGCGAGGGCUACAGUCUGGUGAGUGAGGUUUAUGUCAAUGAUAAUUUCAGUUAUGGUUCCUCAAGUUUGCCAAGCAAUGCAUCAUCUUCAUCUGCUUGUUCAUCUUUGAAUGAUGAGCAUAAAAUAUCAUAUGCAGAGGAAAAGCCUGGUCACCUUACAAUUCAGGUGGAGGGAACACCCACAUACAAACAGGAAGACUCUGACAGUUUUGAACCAGACACUCUGGACAGGAAGCCUGCGAAAUUGAAGAUAUGUGAGUUUAGAGAGGAGAAUAAGAAUAUAGAUGUACAAAAUGAAUUGUUUACAGAUUCGUUAGAAAGACCACCACAUAUACCUUUGAGGAGUAAUGGCAGUUUUAGGAGUGAUGAAUGUAGGCCUAAUCAGUGGGGAAGCAACCAGGAUUUCCCCAGUAUAUUCGCUGCUAAUCCGUUGAGUAGGAAUUUUGGUAGUUUGAGAGAGAUUUUUGAGGCGAGGAACAAGUUUAAUCAGUUUGGUGGUUGUAAUAAGUCGGAGGGAUUCAGUCCACCAGGUUCAAUACACUCGUUGCAUAGUGACACAGACUGUUAUUCUACGUUGUCCUGGAGGAGGGCGACCCCGAAGAUGCUGAGGCCGGAUGCCAGGCAGGCGAGGAGGCAGAGGCUGCCGUCACCCGACGCACGACCGCCUCGUCCGCCCAAGGCGAGACAGUUCAGGAAUGUGCCACGACCCGAGGCGAUUCCGCCCCUGCCGCCACGCAGCAUCAAGCCGCCACUGCCGCCAAAAAACGGACCAGUCAGAAGCAUCAUGGCCAACCGGCCACUGCCAGCCCUGCCAGGCGGCAGCCGACAGCACAAGUCCCGCAGACCGGCGCCGCCUGAUGCUUCUGGCUCCAGUCUAUCAGAGUACGAGCCGGUCAACGGGAUGGCGCCCUACACGCCGCCGCUGACUGACGCGGCUCGGGCAAAGCGGGACAUCACCCUCAAGCAGCACCGCGCCAUGAUCAGUACUGAGGACUCGGGCUACCUCAGCACCGAUUCCAAGCAACACCGCGCCAUGCUAAGAACCGACUCCAAGCAAAACCGCGCCAUCCUUAACACCGAAGACUCGGGAUACCUCAGCACUGACUCCAACCAAUCCAAGCGGCCCGACAGCCUCAGUGAGACGGACGAUUCGCUGUGUGACGGAGCCAGUGAGUCAGGUGGAGAGUCCAUCGCGACCGACUCCUUCUUCUUCGGCGGCCAGGCCACGCCCAAGCUGUCGGUCGCCAACUCCAUUGACAGCGGACUCGGCUGCGUCGGGGCGUCCAACCCCACUAUCAGUGACACCGACAGCAAUGUCAGCUUUAUUACUGUGCUGCCCAACGGCUUCGGUAAUCGGCAGGGCGGGGUUGUUUUAGUACCUUAACUCAUUCAAUACAAAACAGGUAAUAUUAAAAUCUAAUUUUAUAGAUCUAUCAAAUUGGAUAUGUUGGUCAUCUUCAAAAAUCAUGUAAUUAUUAAUUUUGAGGAAAAAAAUAAUUUGAGAAUUAAUCAUACUUGUCGAUUAGCUGCAGAGAUAGUAAACCUCCAAAAAUAACAGUGAACUGUACUUAGUAAAAUAAUGAAUAACUCAAAAUUGAGAAAAAAAUUGUUUUCCAAUUGAAUAUAAAAAUGGCAAACCUCUGACAAUAUCUGUUGAUUUGAGCCACAGAGAUUUCAAUAUUAAACUCUGGCAGAGUAGAACUUGAAAUUAUAGUCCACAUUAGUACCUUUCAGCAUUGAUUCAAACUGCUAUAUCUGAGGGAAGAUAAUUGUUGUAAUCAAUACAUUUUAGAUCAGUUCAUCAGUAUAAACUUUGGAAUAUUAUACCUACAGUAAUUCAAAAACAUCGUGGUUAGAAGUCUGGUAAAAUAAGAGUGUUUCGACUAAGCUAAUUUUUUUUGUUGAAUAUUAAAUAUUUUUUACAUUAUUCAAGUGCAGUGUACAAUUUGUUAAGUUUAAAAUAUUCAGGAUGGUUGCAUCACAUCUGAUUAUUAAUGUUUGAUUAGUGCUUUCAUUCAUCUUUUAUCCAAAUUGAUAGAUGUUAAUUAAUAGUUAUUAUUAAACGGAAAUUCAAAAGUUGAAUGCUGUAUCUGGUUUAUAGUAUUUAAUUUUGGAUUUUUGUUUAAUAAUAAUUAAUUAUCGAUCACUAUUCGAAUAAAUGCAAUUUCAUAUCAAUGAUUACUUUUGAGGAUAGAACUAAAAGAGUUUGAUCAUCUCAUUACUGUAGAAAUGGGUAGGUAGGCCUACUAUUUCAUAAGUCAUUUGCUCACUAGAAAUAUAGUUUUUUCAAACCGUAAGAAUUGAUGUUUGAAAAGAAGAUAGUAAAGGUAGUCUUAAUGAUAGUUUGUAAAGUGUAAUAUUUAUUAGUAUAUUCUAAUUUAUAUCAGUCAUAUCUCAAUAAGUCAAGUGAGUAAUGUUAGAUUAUGAACUUAGAACAAAAGUGUGUAAAUAAAGGAUGAAUGCCGUUAUAGUGCAGAUAUUCAAUGAAACUAACAUAUAGCUGAAUAUCAGCAAAAAUUAAUCAUAGACAUAGUGAUAGAGGCUGGGUUGUGCAAUUUAAUAUACCUAUAGCAGCUUUGGAAAUUUCUAAGAUUUCCAUCAGCUAGGAAAUAUAGUCUACAAAGAAGAUUCUACAUUUGAUACAUUACAAUACUACAUAAAAUCGCAGAAGACUUUAAGCUAUCUAAUUAAUCUGAAAAUUCUCCAAAAAUUGAAUAACACUACUUAAUUUAUCCUUGACAAAUACUCAUUCUCCAUUAAAGAUAACCCAAUAAGUUAUCAAGAAAUAGCAUUCUUCGAUCCAGUACAAUAUUUUUAAUUAUAUUGAGUGGAAAUCCAUAUCUUUGCAAUGCAGUGCUAAAUAUACAUAUAUAUAAUGUACUACAUAACAGAAAACACUUUACAUUAUAUAAUACUAAUUUAAACAGGAAACACGUUACAGAUAUGUGAAAACACUUAGAAACUUACAUUAUUUUUGAAAAUUUUCAGUUUCAACUGAACAACAAAAAUCAACACCACUCACGGUUGACAAAGGUUGGCACCGCCACCGAAAAUUUCCAAAAAUAAUUUAAGCUUCUAAGUGUUUUCACCUAUCUGCAUUCCUGUUUCAAUUAGUUUUAUAUAAUGUACAGUAUUUGAAAUUAAAAUUGAGAUAAUUGAAGGUAAAUCAAAGUAUUGUAAAUGUACUUAUAUUUGGAUACUAUACUAUCCAUGUUGGAUCUUGAGAAAUAUUAUUUGAUAAAAGAUGCAGAUAUUUGGAUAGCUGUUAACAAAUGUUUAGUUCUCAAGCGGAGGUAUAAAAAAACAGAUCAGGUAUCCCAUACUAUCGACCACUCAAUCGGAAUAUAUUAUUCUAUACUUUUAUCUGAGUUUUCAGACAAUUGCAUAAAUUUUAUUCUACAUAAUACCCUCAUGAUUUAACUCAAUUGUAUAAACUUCUUCAAUAGAUAGAACAGAUAAGAGGGCAGGUUUAAUUAGAUUAUUGAUAGCUCAUUACCACAGUGCCACUCGAAAUUAUUUGUGAGAAAUUGGUUUUGGUAGAUACUCUAUGUACAUAUUAUUGUGUGAAUAUGUAAUUAUUGAUGUAGAAUAGAGUGGGCCCAUAGGGGAGGGAGCGGGAGAAGAAGUUGGUGAAUAAGCUGAAUAAGCUUAACGCUUCACCGAUUCACAGCAAUAUACCAAUGAGCAUGUACGAAAAAAUUAUUUUUAAAACUAUAACAUUUCAAUAUUAAUAUAUCCCUAAUUAAUUUAGUCUAUGAAAUAUAUUUCUUUGUAUUAAUUUAUUACGUUUUUUUUGUUUAGUAACUAAUUUAUUAUUUCUGUUAAGUUUUUGUUUAUAUUUAUUAUGAGAUUUGUACAAUGAGAAUAUUAUUGAAAUCUCAAUAAUGUAUGAAUUUACUUUUAAUGAGUAAUGUUGAUGAUAUUAUCUGUUACUUCGUCUUUGUUGAGUUUAUAAAUUGUUGAAUAUUAUUUAUUUGUGCCUUGACAUUCUGUUCCAGAGAGAAGACGAAUAUUUUCAAUAUUUCUUGUUGAAUGUGUUAUUCUUGUCAUUUUUAAGCAUAGUAGUAUUCAGGAUGACAAUGAAUGUUGAAGAAACAAUAAAAAAUAUAUAUGCUCAGUUUUCGUUUUGUUAAUAAUUCCACCUUAUUCUUUCCUCAAUUAAUUAAUUAUACAGGUAUAUUUAGCAAUAGUUGAAUAAGCCCACACGAAACUAAUAUAAGGGCAAACUCAAGUUUUGAAGCAUCUUUGAUUGAGUAAUAUAUCAAAAAGUAAUAAAUUUUUCUCAGAAGAGAAAAUAAAUCUAUCCUAUUUCCCUUAAAAUACACUGGUGCCUAUGUUUGCAGAUGAAUAAAGAUCAUCCAAUCAUAAUUGACAAUUAACUAGCUCAUUAUUGUACAUUUUGUAAUAAAUGGAUUCUGAGAGCGUUCUCUAAUAUUUUCUACAAAAUAUGAUUCGUGUGUCUACAAUUUGCAACCGAAAAAAAUUAUGAAAAAUAAAACUUCUCAAGAUAAUGUAAGAGUAUUUCUUUUGAUAUCAGAUGGACAAAUAUUGUUACCUCCUAUCGAUUAGCAAGGAUAACUAAAAGUGUAGUUAACAUGAGUGGAAUAAAUAUUUAGAGAUCUGUGAAGUGAAAUUCAUUCCCUCAACUCUUAAGUGCUGAUAUUAUUAAUUUUGCAUAGCUAUGACUGAAUUAAUCACCUCUAUCAAGAACAAUAAUAACGAUAUUUUCACGAAUUAUAUAAAAGUGUUAUUUUUUAUUCAAAAUAAUUUAGCGUUCAUACAAAUAUAAAAUACAAUUUUCCGUUUAAGAAUUCUUCCAAUAUCAAAAUACAAUACAAAAAUAGGAUAGAACAAAUAUGACGUGUAAAUAAUUAUCUUUAAUUUUUCUAUAAAUAUAUUUAUUUAAGUCAGUUUUUUCUUUUCCGAUCGUUGUAUUGUUUUUGCUAACCUGAUAAAUAAAUAUAAAAU
Nilaparvata lugens (brown planthopper) is the source of this 7685-nucleotide messenger RNA. RefSeq lists its product as uncharacterized. Lineage: Eukaryota; Metazoa; Arthropoda; Insecta; Hemiptera; Delphacidae. The record is from RefSeq and is a predicted model, not a curated record. Gene Ontology annotation, cellular component: cell cortex. The transcript has 8 exons. Bases 7 to 4101 code for a protein of 1364 amino acids. Gene Ontology annotation, biological process: imaginal disc-derived wing hair organization.